AAUCACUUGUUUGUCCACACAAGUCCGUUGUCAUGCAGAUUGGGACAUUGCCCUGGGACCAGUGGCCGCCCCCUGUGUCCAUGUGCAGCUGUUUGUCACAUCACAUUGAGUCGCAAACGACAGCCAGCGUGUCAUCAUGAGAGAAAAGUAAAAUCACGCGUCGGAGGAGUGAAAGGCGAGAGAGAGCUCUUCUUCGUCCUCCCCGCCAAGCCUCCGUCAGCUGAUCAACUGCGGGUCUGCUGACUGUCAAGCGGCUUCGGCUCGGCCGCGCGCGGUGGGACUGAGAGCGGUCCACGGCGGACGGAGUCGGCGUCUCGUCUGUCUUCCUUCUCGGAUCUCCGGACUGGCCGCUUGGUGUCGAGUGGAUUUCAAGACUGGAUCUGUCGGCCGAAUCUUUGACCUCAGUCUCCAGCUGCGCUCGCUCGGCGCACCUUUGCCCGGGGCGGGACCCCACUCCUCGUUUCCCUCCUCCUGCUCCCGGCGGCCGGCUGGCCCGGCCGUCCAUCCACACGCCCGUCCGGCGUGCCUCCCUCCCCGCCUUCUGCGUAUCACCAUGGGUCUGGCGGAGGUCGCCAUGCAGGGCCUUGCCGUGUUCGGUUUGCUGCUGUUCGUCGUGCUGUGGCUCAUGCACUUCAUGUCCAUCAUUUACGUGCGCCUGCGUCUGCACAAGACGAGGCCGGAGGUUCAGCCGCCGGCAGGCGUGUCCCUGCUCAAGCCGCUCAAGGGCGUGGACGCUAACCUCAUCUCCAACCUGGAGACCUUCUUCACCAUGGACUACCCCAAGUACGAGGUGCUGAUGUGCGUUCAGGACCAGGACGACCCCGCCGUGGACGUAUGCAAGAAGCUGCUGGGCAAAUAUCCCAACGUGGACGCUCGCCUUUUCAUCGGGGGCAAGAAAGUGGGCAUCAACCCCAAGAUCAACAACCUGAUGCCAGGCUACGAGAGCGCCAAAUACGGCCUGGUUUGGAUCUGCGACAGCGGCAUCCGAGUGAAAGCCGACACCCUGACCGAUCUGAGCAAUCAGAUGACCGAGAAGGUGGGCCUUGUGCACGGCCUGCCGUAUGUCGCCGACCGCCAGGGCUUCGCCGCCACGCUGGAGCAGGUCUACUUCGGGACGUCGCACCCUCGCUCGUACAUUUCGGCCAACGUGAUGGGCAUCAAGUGCGUGACGGGCAUGUCGUGUCUGAUGCGCAAGGACGUCCUGGACCAGGCCGGCGGACUGGUGGCUUUUGCGCAGUACAUCGCUGAAGAUUACUUCAUGGCCAAGGCCAUCGCCGACAGAGGCUGGAAGUUCUCCAUGGCGACGCAGGUGGCCUUGCAGAAUUCGGGCUCCUACUCCAUCGGCCAGUUCCAGUCACGCUUGAUCAGGUGGACCAAGCUGCGCAUCAACAUGCUUCCGGGCACCGUGCUGGAACCCGUCUCCGAGUGCUUCCUGGCCAGCCUCAUUAUUGGCUGGGCCGCGCAUCACCUUUUCAGAUGGGACAUGAUGGUGUUCUUCAUGUGUCAUUGUUUGGCGUGGUUCAUCGCCGACUACGUCCAACUGACCGGAGUUCAGGGCGGGCCGCCGAGCUUCUCCAAGUUGGACUUUGCCGUGGCGUGGUUCAUCCGCGAGUCCAUGGCGGUGCAGAUCUUCCUGUCAGCACUUUGGGAUCCCACCAUCAGCUGGCGGACCGGCCGGUACCGGCUCCGAUGCGGCGGCACGGCCGAGGAGAUCCUGGACGUGUAGCUGCUGUCGCGGAGACCCCUGCGUGUUUCUUUCUUUUUGUUUUUUUUGGAGACUAUUUAUGUUCCUUUUGGUGCUAAUGUUAGCAAAGAAGCAGUGGCACAAGAGUGUGGGCCCUGCCCUGACCGCCCGCCCACGGUACUCCCCGCUUUGCGUGGAAACGCCGAACAACGUGAAGGGACAAGACGCCACCCGAGCAGUCAGAUCAGGAGGCGGCGCUGUCAGCCGUCUUUUUGUAUUUGUCUUUUCUUUGUAACUAAACUAUUCCGACGGCGUUACGCUCGUGUGAGGAGCGCCGCGCGCAGUGUUAUGUGUCGUAUCAUUUCAUGGCGACUAACUCGCGUGUACGCGGGUCAGUGUAGAGCAGAGUGGGGCGGCCUCCCCGGAGCGCUGCCGAGGGGCCGCCGCCGCCGCCGCCGCUUGACUGCGAACUCUCACGGGGGUUCGAAUGCGCUGGCCGCUGCGGCUGGAGAGCGAUGCGUCGCCAACCCAGCCAGCGCAGAGGCGGCAAAACAAUUGGAGCACAAGAUGACGGGCAAUUGGUUUAGAAUAGGGAUGUCCAAACGACUGCUCCGGGACCAUUGACAACGCGCCUGCCAUCCAUUGUGCAGUGUCAACUGAAAGCGCUUAUCCAGCAGUUUCUCCAAUUAAUUCGAGAAGCGUCAUUACUUGCUUGAUUGAGUUUAGCCUUUGGAAUAAACUAUUGCCCAUGAA
Syngnathus typhle (broad-nosed pipefish) is the source of this 2437-nucleotide messenger RNA. It is a transcript of the gene ugcg, whose product is annotated as UDP-glucose ceramide glucosyltransferase. Gene Ontology annotation, biological process: glucosylceramide biosynthetic process. Gene Ontology annotation, cellular component: membrane. Bases 554 to 1726 code for a protein of 390 amino acids. The transcript has 11 exons. Gene Ontology annotation, molecular function: ceramide glucosyltransferase activity. The record is from RefSeq and is a predicted model, not a curated record. NCBI's taxonomy places the organism in Eukaryota, Metazoa, Chordata, Actinopteri, Syngnathiformes, Syngnathidae.